AUGGCAAGAAGUGCACUGGGAAAGCGGACAAGGAGCGCCACAGAAAAUGAGAUCGAGUCACCCUUGAAACGAGUCAAGCGACAGACUCGCAGUUUCCGUACCAACGAUGAGAACGAGGACCCCGAGGCAAUUGCAGUGGUAGAUGAGGCCGCCGAGGAGGUCGUCACUACAGAGAUCACCGAAGAGUCACUAUCCAACGUCGCUUCUCUUGACUUGGAGGACGAUGCCGACCUGGGCCCGAAAACGAAAGGAAAGACCACCUUGGGCAGCUACAAGCCCCUGACGCCGAGCACUCCGCGGUUCAGAGAUGCACUUGCCAAAGUACCCGUUACGCCUCGCCACCGUGUAAUGGCCGCUGGGAGAAUCUCCAAGCGGUCAACACCGUCAACACCCCUUACCCCGAGUGCAGUGCAGACCGUCUACCAUCAUGCUCGACAGCUAUUCUCCCGAAGCGCAGACCCUGGUCAAUUGAUUGGACGAGAGGAUGAGCGACAGCAGUUGAAGACCUUCUUUGAGCGAUGCUCCAAGUCCAAUCCAAACGGAUGCCUCUAUGUUAGUGGGCCGCCUGGAACCGGCAAGAGUGCCAUGGUGAAUGAGAUGACCCAGGGAGUUGUCGAAACAUGCGCAGCCAAGAAGGCAUAUAUCAACUGCAUGAGUAUCAAGUCUUCGAAAGACUUGUAUGCAACACUCCUGGACCAACUCUGCAAUGAGACCGCAAUUGCCGAAGCAGAUGCCGCUUCGGCUGUUCAGAAGCUAUUCAUCCCCAAGAAGAAGACACCAGACGUUUUCUUGGUUGUGUUGGACGAAAUCGACCACAUUUUGUCUCUCGAUUUGGAGAGUUUAUACAACGUCUUCGAGUGGUCAAUGCAGAAGACAUCUCGCCUUGUUCUGGUAGGCAUUGCCAACGCACUGGAUCUGACAGAUCGUUUCCUGCCGCGACUGAAGUCUCGUAAUCUCAAACCCGAACUUCUACCAUUCUUGCCAUAUUCAGCAACUCAAAUCAAGACCAUCAUCACCACGCGCCUCAAGAGUCUGGUGCCAGAAGGAGCUCCACUACCAUUUAUUCACCCAGCGGCCAUUGAGCUUUGCUCUCGAAAAGUGUCUAGCCAGACAGGUGAUUUGAGGAAAGCGUUUGAAAUAUGCCGGCGAGCCAUCGAUUUGGUGGAGGUGGAAACGAAGCAGAAACAUGAGACAGAGAUCAAGGAGCAAAUCUUACUUGCCUCACCUUCAAGAAAAGUGCUAGGCGAAAACAAGAACCUGUCAUCACCAUCAAAGGGAGGCUCCGAUAAGAGCGCCCCGGCUGCUCUCAUGGCAUCGCUGAAGAGUCUCACGAUCGAGACUGCGCCCAGGGUGAGCAUCGGUCAUCUCAAUAAGGUUACUGCCGCAGCUUUUAGCAAUGGUACCAACCAGAGAUUGAAGACUCUGAACUUGCAACAAAAGGCUGCUCUGUGCUCUUUAGUUGCACUGGAGAAACGUAACCGUGCCUCAAAGGCGUCUAUCUUGGCUACACCGUUUAAGUCGCAAACGACAGCGCCCACCGUCAAGACACUAUAUGACACAUACUGCAAAUUGUGCACAGAGGAUUCGAUGUUGCACCCACUAUCGAGCUCAGAGUUCCGAGAGGUCAUGAGUAGUCUGGAGACGCUGUCCUUGAUUAAUCCUGUUGACGGAAAGACUGGUUCCUUUAGCCUGGCUCAGACGCCCAGCAAAAGGGGCAAACGUGGUGCGUUUGGAGCGAGUGUAAUGGGCGAUGAGAAAAGAGUGGCGAGCUGUGUUGGAGAACAAGAAAUGCAGCAUACUAUAGAAGGCAUUGGAUCAGGCAUUUUGCAAAGCAUUUUGAGCGGCGAGGCAUUGGAUUAG
Messenger RNA from Truncatella angustata, 1860 nucleotides. Its product is annotated as P-loop containing nucleoside triphosphate hydrolase protein. Gene Ontology annotation, biological process: DNA replication initiation; cell division; mitotic DNA replication checkpoint signaling. The record is from RefSeq and is a predicted model, not a curated record. Gene Ontology annotation, cellular component: nucleus. Gene Ontology annotation, molecular function: DNA replication origin binding; ATP hydrolysis activity. The transcript has 2 exons. Bases 1 to 1860 code for a protein of 619 amino acids. NCBI's taxonomy places the organism in Eukaryota, Fungi, Ascomycota, Sordariomycetes, Amphisphaeriales, Sporocadaceae.